UCUUUCUCGGGGGCGGUUUUGUUUUGGCGCGUGAAUUUUUUGACAUGUUGGAGGACAAAAACAUCGCUCUAGACGUCCCCUGCGACGUCAACCCAUCCCUGGAGCUGUCGUUGCCGUUGAAGCUGUGCAGCGGUUGCGAGUCAAGCGGGGCAGCGGUGGAGGGCGGUGAUCUGGGUUCUGGUCCCGCCACUCAACUGCACCAUGGCGAGAGCCGAGGUCAGUUCGACGACAGCGAGGAUGAGGGGAGUGCUCCACCGUUGAGUGACAUGAGGCGGUCUGUGUUGUCUAUUCCUGGGGUUCAGACUGAUGCUCCGGUUCAGCGGAAGAGUACGGGGCCUGCAGUACAGGUGGCGGCCUAUUCGGAGGUCGACUUGGAGGCGAGCGAGGGACAGGGUGUGGAGGAGGUGGACGCGGGAGGCCUGGGCUCGCAAGGAGCUCCGCAAAAGAGGAGGGGGGAUCGUCCAGACGAGUUCGCCGGUUCUACGAAGAAGUUAAAGAGCAAGGCCCCCAGGACUGCGGGGGAGAAACGCAAGGGGACCGAGGGGGAGCAGGGCCGGCAGGUUGCCAAACGACCGUCUUCGAGACAGAAGCAGCCUGAGUCUGGACCGUCUUCUCCAUCGACAACAGGGACUCCCAUCGACGUCGACGCCGGGUACUUCCUCGAGUACAAAGACGGCGUUCGGACAAAGCGGGAGUUCGACAUUAGCCCUGCGCAGGUCGUCGACCUCGGGGACUGGGAGGACCUGUACAACCAGCGGUCCCUGGAUCCCGUGCUCGUGGAAGGGAUCAAAGAAGCGAUGCGGUUGGCAUUCGAAAACAAAGCGCAGUCUUACGAUUUACCAACCCUGAAACUGGCGCCGUUGGGGCUUGAUAAACCGACUCCGGGGACCAAGGCAGAACGUUUGAGACCGGAGGAUUGGAGGGAUGAGCUGGCGGGACAAUACUACUACUACGCGGUGUGUGGGCAGCACAACGCGGCUGCAGCGAGGUCGCUGCUCGGCAGCGAGGUGGCCAGGAAAUACAAUUUUGAGCGGUGGCCUGCACGAAUGGUCUACUUUUCGGACGACGACUUCGAAGGGUACUUCCUUGUCAGUUCCCAGGACAACAAGAAGGACCUGAAGGCGCCCCCACGACAGCUGAAGCUGUCAAUGAGGGACAUUAGGUGGCAGUGGAAGCGCGCCGGUUGCCCGCGUGCUGUUAUGGGGAACCUCAACGGAAAACAGGAUCAGAUCAGCAGGGCGAGGAGGCCAUCAGGAAACAAGGCGCUGGCAGGGGAGAACGUCUGGAAACUGGCCGUCGACUUUUUCGAGAAAUGGGAGACAGGCAAAUUGCUCGGACACGACGGCGCAAAGUGGAUCAUGCGGAAGAAGAAAGUCAAAAACGUGAAGCCUGGGGUUGCAUACAUCCAUAAUGACAAGCUGGGCAGGAAGGAGGUCGUGUACAACGUCCCUGUGGACCCGCCGACAAAGAAAGGCAAAAAGGAGAAAGAGGAGGGCGAGUGGUUCGUGCAAGUGCCAGAGCCGGACGCGCAUUGUUGGAAAACGAUGGAGUCGCUGACAGACAACAAGAAGUGCCGCGUCCUGAAGAAUGUGCUCGCUUGUGAGGUGGUUUGGGUACAGGCCGGCUCCCCAGCGUCGGCGAAGCUCGGAAAGCUGAGCGUCCAGGAGGUGGUGAAUUUGGUGAAGUGCGACCGGGUGCUGGUGCGUCUGUGGAACUACUACCAGUUCAAGCACGACAAAAGGCCGGACGCGGAUUGGAGCCAGAGGUUCCCGUUCUUGAAAUCAAGGUCCGCAAUUUUCCGACAGUUUGAGAGUCGUGGUUUGGAUGCUGAGUUGUGGGACGGGAGCACGAAAUACGUCAUUGACUCCUCGCUGUUCAAGGACUGCCUGCCCUACAUGGGCUGCGACGACGACAGAUCGAUCAAGGCGACGGAGAAGCUGGCCGGUCACAAGAAGUUGUCCGUUGACUGGCGGAAUAAGGUCCUGUCCGUGUUGACUGGCAGUAGACUGAAGAGUCGAGAGAUCGCGCUCGCCGAAGGCAUUGUGCACAUAAAAUGGAAUGACACGGGCGACGUGACAUCCAUCGCGCCAUUCGGCAACGACCCCUUGGAGGCAGACAUAAGGAGUGCGGAGGUGAAGGAGGCAGUGGUUGCCACAAAGAGUCACACAUUCGUCCUCGAUCUGUGCCAACCGGUGGACCUGAAGCUUUGGAAACUGCAAGCGUUCGACACUCUGAAUUCCCAACUCCAGACGUGGUGUCCGUCGCAUUGGACGCUCGUUGUUUUUGUCCCACGGCAGCAGAACCUCUCCUUUCUGGCCAGCAUGAACCAUCUUUCUUUCGUCAAGCUGCUGGAAGGGAAGUGGGUGAGGAGGAGUCAACAGAAGAAAAGCUUCCCCGUCGGGAACAAUUUGUACACGGAAGACGACCGGAUGUACAUACUCUUCAAAGGCGACGAUUUGCGGGCCAACACGUCCGUCGUCUACGAGGGGAAACUGCCGGCAGGCGCCGCUGCUGCAGUGCGUGUACCACAGAAGGUUACACAAACGGAUGUGUCCGACAUCCCAUUCAACGCUUGUGACUGGUCGCAUACCUCGCCUGCACGUCGGGGCAUUGUGUACGGGGACAUGGAACGCAACCCCGCCCAAUUCGUUCAGCUUCUCGAAUCCAUCACCAAGAAAGGGGAGGGUGUCGUCUUCCUCGGGAAGCCACACGCGCGGUCAGUCUGGGAAGUACUGAAGGCAGGACGGCACGUCAUCGUGAUGGAAGGGAACUCAGAGCUCUUGCAAUUUACAAUUGAUCUCGUCAAAAGCGAGGUCAAUUCGGGUGCCCACAAUUGCGAGUUCAUGGUCGUCACCGAGACUCGGGCUCGCGCGUGGAACAACAAGACGGACAUGUGGUUCAAGUUCAGUGCGAGGAAGCGGAACAAGAUAUACGACUUCUUGUUCCUGCAAACGUGGCCGAAGAGAGACACUGACGCCGAGUACGUGCGCCGCAAGGACCACAUGUUCACGUUGCUCGACAACUACCACGGCGCCUCCCGCAUGAACACGAAGACCUUCCUCGAGAGGUUGCAGUCCCUUUACUUCGUGGAGUCAGAGGAGGAGCUGACGUUCGGCAAUUACUCCUCCUUGAUCUCCACGGAAGACGAGGAGACCACCGGCAUCGAGUUCGACGCGACCACGGACGAGGAGGGCAGCGACACCGAAAGCCUCGACCUGCAGUACGACCAACAUUUCGCGCAGCACAGUACAGGGUCGUCCUUGGCAGGUCCGUCGACAAGCCCAGCGUCCCUCGUGUCACCGAUGGCGAAACCGGCGCCUGACACUACCCCGAUGAAGUUGCUGCAGAGAAUGCAAGCUCUGGCCUCCGACCAUCGCUCACUGCGUCCCGGGUCUGACAUCCCGCCCGAUCAUCAGUCUUGGACGAAUGCCAACAUUCACUUCCUGCCUGAGCCUCAAAGUCGUUCCACGGAGGCGGACUGGGGCCAUGACAUGAUAUGGCAUCCAGGAGUCAUCCAGCCGGCGAUCCAAAAGGGUGAGUGGAUCGUGGCGGUCGCUGUCCCGGACGGAGGAUGGAUGCCACUCCCUCGCGGGUCGAAGUCUGACUUCCUCGACGUUGCUAGAAUUGCGGUCCUCCAGAAAGUGAGGGCCGAGAAUGGCUCUUUCGCACCCGAAGACGUGUCUGUCAUUUCCACAGUCGGGCGAUUGUUCGUCGAACUUCAGGACAAGUGCUGGUUGGAGCUGACGGAGGACUACUACGACCUCGACACGAGCCCCUCGAAAGGAAGGGUGGACUGGAAAAUCCCCCCUCCCAAUGGGACGCAUGUAAGUACAGGGUCUCGGGGACCGGAAGGUGGGGAGAACGAGGGCGACGAGGCUGGGGGCGGCAAACGAGUCCCGGGGCGACAACAAGACGGCGACGAGGCUGAGGGCGGGUCUCAGGGCGACACCACGACAGCGGAAGGCAGCGGCGGGGUGGCGGGGGAGGCCCUCGGGCGUCAGCAGUCUACCGAUCCCGGUCCGGAAUGCUCGGCACAGUCGGAGGACGUGCCCAGUUCAUCCGCCUGCUCGGUGAUGGCAGCCUUGGUUGCUCUCCAUGCCGGCUCAGUCGAAACGUUCAAGUCCGCCGGGAUCCGAACUUCAAUGCUUGCAGAGCGGACAGAGAGGACGGACGCGCAGAGCUGGUCAGGACCGGGGGUGGCGAGUCGUCAUCCCAAAAUAGACAGCGGUGCGGUGAGGGACGGGACUUCGCCGCCUGCGGAGGAUUGCCAACCGCUUCGGUCGAAGCGAGAGGGUGCGUGUGGAGGGCCCGGUGACAGGGAGACGGCGAAGUUCGUCGGGAUCCGAACUUCUCCAGGCAAGGCGUGUGGAGGGCCCGACGACAGGGAGACGGCGAAGUUCGCCGGGAUCCGAACUUCUUCAGGCAAGGCGUGUGGAGGGCCCAGCGACAGGGAGUCCGCGAAGUUCGCCGGGAUCCGAACAUCUUCAGGCAAGGGGGACCAACCAGGGAUAUUGGUGCAGGCGGGAGGGGCUGCGUGCGGCGGGCGGGAAGCGCAUUCAUCGAGAAUCGACACGGGCUCGGGCGAAGUGGCUGCAUUGCAUGCAGGGGAAGAAGGCAGGGUGAUGGGCAAAGAGAAGGAAGUGGAGGAAGGAGACACAGGGGAGGAAUUGGAGGAAGGAAGGGAUGAAGGGGAGGAAGAAGAGGAUGAAGGAGAGGAAGGGGAAGAAACGGAGUUGGCUGGGUUGCUAGGAGGGCAGGAACUUGAUACAGGAGACAACGAACGGACUUCCGGCGACGACGAUGACAGAUCUGGGGAGUCUUCUGACGGAUUCGGGCAGCUGUACAGAGAACACCGCGAGGAAGACGAGGACGACAAUGACACGGCACUGGGUAUGGAGACAUAGGUGGUCACAAGCCUUUCUGCAGAACGUGACGACUAUGAGGUCCAAGCAAUGACGUCUGUCGUCGAUCUCCAACACCGGUUCAACGAAGCUCG
Chara braunii is the source of this 4996-nucleotide messenger RNA. NCBI's taxonomy places the organism in Eukaryota, Viridiplantae, Streptophyta, Charophyceae, Charales, Characeae. The record is from the annotation of a GenBank genome assembly.